Molecule: messenger RNA, 3521 nt
Organism: Carassius gibelio (silver crucian carp)
Lineage: Eukaryota; Metazoa; Chordata; Actinopteri; Cypriniformes; Cyprinidae
Product: mucin-4
Exons: 10
Coding region: 69-3464 (1131 amino acids)
Source: RefSeq, a predicted model, not a curated record
AAACACCUAAAUCAACACUUGUUUUAGAGAGCAGUGUUAGAUUGUUGAAUGGUUAAACUUUUCUGACAAUGGCAGUUGCAAAUCUGAUGUUGUGGGUGUUUUUGUGUUUUCAAUUGGUGCUCAAUGGAUUUUCUUCUCCAAUUGGGCUUCUUUUACAGCAGCCUGAUAGCAAUCAAGUGCUUGUGGAGAAAGAUGUGUCCUGUCCUUAUGCAAGCCAAAAUCCAAACCCGCCAGUGGUAGCACAGUGCAACUUGGCUGUUCUGUUGUCUUUGCAAAAUGCAUCUGGGCUAGGUAUCGAAGUGACUAACUUGUCUGAAGAGUCUAGUUCUCCCCCUGUCAAGGAAUCCAAAACUCUCCCAGUUGCAGAGUCCAGUCCUCCGCCUGCCAAGGAACCCAGCACUAUCCCACCUGGGGGACCUUGCAUUCUGCAUGCUGUGAAACCCAGCCCUCAGCCUGUAAACUAUUCCAGUGCUGCUCCAGCAGGGGAGUUUAGCCCUAAACCAGUUGUGGAAUCCAGCCCCAAGCCUGCCAAGGAAUCUAGCAGUCUCCCAGCUGCUGGGUUUAAUCCUCUGCCUACUGAGUCUAGCUCCCAACCAGUUACAGAGUCCAGCCCCCGGCCUGACAAGGAGCCCAGCACUAUCCCACCUGGGGGUCCUUGCUUUCUGCAUGCUGUGAAACCCAGCCCUCAGCCUGUAAACAAUUCCAGUGCUGCUCCAGCAGGGGAGUUUAGCCCUAAACCAGUUGUGGAAUCCAGCCCCAAGCCUGCCAAGGAAUCUAGCAGUCUCCCAGCUGCUGGGUUUAAUCCUCUGCCUACUGAGUCUAGCUCCCAACCAGUUACAGAGUCCAGCCCCCGGCCUGACAAGGAGCCCAGCACUAUCCCACCUGGGGGUCCUUGCUUUCUGCAUGCUGUGAAACCCAGCCCUCAGCCUGUAAACAAUUCCAGUGCUGCUCCAGCAGGGGAGUUUAGCCCUAAACCAGUUGUGGAAUCCAGCCCCCAGCUUGCCAAGGAGCACAGCACUGUCCCAGGUGGGGAAUCAAGCCCUAAGCCUGCCACAGAACCCAGCAGUGUCCCAGUUGGGGAACCUAUCUCUCUGCCUGCUGAGAAAGCCAGCCCCAAGCCUGCCACAGAACCCAGCAGUGUCCCAGUUGGGGUACCUAUCUCUCUGCCUGCUGAGAAAGCCAGCCCCAAGCCUGCCACAGAACCCAUCACCAUCUCAGCAGGGGAACCUAUCUCUCUGCCUGCUGAGAAAGCCAGCCCCAAGCCUGCCACAGAACCCAGCAGUGUCCCAGUUGGGGUACCUAUCUCUCUGCCUGCUGAGAAAGCCAGCCCCAAGCCUGCCACAGAACCCAUCACCAUCUCAGCAGGGGAACCUAUCUCUCUGCCUGCUGAGAAAGCCAGUCCCAAGCCUGCCACAGAACCCAGCAGUGUCCCAGUUGGGGUACCUAUCUCUCUGCCUGCUGAGAAAGCCAGCCCCAAGCCUGCCACAGAACCCAUCACCAUCUCCGCAGGGAAACCUAUCUCUCUGUCUGCUGAGAAAGCCAGCCCCAAGCCUGCCACAGAACCCAGCAGUGUCCCAGUUGGGGUACCUAUCUCUCUGCCUGCUGAGAAAGCCAGCCCCAAGCCUGCCACAGAACCCAGCAGUGUCCCAGUUGGGGUACCUAUCUCUCUGCCUGCUGACAAAGCCAGCCCCAAGCCUGCCACAGAACCCAGCAGUGUCCCAGUUGGGGUACCUAUCUCUCUGCCUGCUGAGAAAGCCAGCCCCAAGCCUGCCACAGAACCCAUCACCAUCUCCGCAGGGAAACCUAUCUCUCUGUCUGCUGAGAAAGCCAGCCCCAAGCCUGCCACAGAACCCAGCAGUGUCCCAGUUGGGGUACCUAUCUCUCUGCCUGCUGAGAAAGCCAGCCCCAAGCCUGCCACAGAACCCAUCACCAUCUCAGCAGGGAAACCUAUCUCUCUGCCUGCUGAGAAAGCCAGCCCCAAGCCUGCCACAGAACCCAGCAGUGUCCCAGUUGGGGUACCUAUCUCUCUUCCUGCUGAGAAAGCCAGCCCCAAGCCUGCCACAGAACCCAUCACCAUCUCAGCAGGGAAACCUAUCUCUCUGCCUGCUGAGAAAGCCAGCCCCAAGCCUGCCACAGAACCCAGCAGUGUCCCAGUUGGGGUACCUAUCUCUCUGCCUGCUGACAAAGCCAGCCCCAAGCCUGCCACAGAACCCAUCACCAUCUCAGCAGGGGAACCUAUCUCUCUGCCUGCUGAGAAAGCCAGCCCCAAGCCUGCCACAGAACCCAGCAGUGUCCCAGUUGGGGUACCUAUCUCUCUGUCUGCUGAGAAAGCCAGCCCCAAGCCUGCCACAGAACCCAGCAGUGUCCCAGUUGGGGUACCUAUCUCUCUGCCUGCUGAGAAAGCCAGCCCCAAGCCUGCCACAGAACCCAUCACCAUCUCAGCAGGGAAACCUAUCUCUCUGCCUGCUGAGAAAGCCAGCCCCAAGCCUGCCACAGAACCCAGCAGUGUCCCAGUUGGGGUACCUAUCUCUCUUCCUGCUGAGAAAGCCAGCCCCAAGCCUGCCACAGAACCCAUCACCAUCUCAGCAGGGAAACCUAUCUCUCUGUCUGCUGACAAAGCCAGCCCCAAGCCUGCCACAGAACCCAUCACCAUCUCAGCAGGGGAACCUAUCUCUCUGCCUGCUGAGAAAGCCAGCCCCAAGCCUGCCACAGAACCCAGCAGUGUCCCAGUUGGGGUACCUAUCUCUCUGCCUGCUGACAAAGCCAGCCCCAAGCCUGCCACAGAACCCAUCACCAUCUCAGCAGGGGAACCUAUCUCUCUGCCUGCUGAGAAAGCCAGCCCCAAGCCUGCCACAGAACCCAGCAGUGUCCCAGUUGGGGUACCUAUCUCUCUGCCUGCUGACAAAGCCAGCCCCAAGCCUGCCACAGAACCCAGCAGUGUCCCAGUUGGGGUACCUAUCUCUCUGCCUGCUGAGAAAGCCAGCCCCAAGCCUGCCACAGAACCCAUCACCAUCUCAGCAGGGGAACCUAUCUCUCUGCCUGCUGAGAAAGCCAGCCCCAAGCCUGCCACAGAACCCAUCACCAUCUCAGCAGGGAAACCUAUCUCUCUGCCUGCUGACAAAGCCAGCCCCAAGCCUGCCACUGAACCCAGCAGUGUCCCAGUUGGGGAACCUAUCUCUCUGCCUGCUGAGAAAUACAAUCCUGUCCCAGUGACUGCGUUUAAUCAUCUGCCUGCUGAGUCUAGCCCCCACCCAUUUACAGAAUCCAGCACUCUCCAAUCAAUCUUGGGGGGCAAACUGACUGGAUCCAGCCCCCAUCCAGUUGUGGAGCCCAGUGCUCUCCCCACCCAGGAGUCUAUUCCUGACCUUGCCAAGGAGUCCCUCCCUCCAUGUGUCAUUUCCUGCCUGCUUGACCCAAGAUGUUCUAAUGCACUGAAGUCUAUUAGUGGAUAUGCUCAUCUCUAAAUGUGGCAUUUUAACAUCUGUUUUAAGUCAAUAAAACCAGUUAUCUGUCUGGUAAAA